Messenger RNA from Carassius carassius (crucian carp), 1983 nucleotides. RefSeq lists its product as uncharacterized. Bases 76 to 1968 code for a protein of 630 amino acids. Lineage: Eukaryota; Metazoa; Chordata; Actinopteri; Cypriniformes; Cyprinidae. The transcript is spliced from 15 exons. Gene Ontology annotation, cellular component: external side of plasma membrane. Gene Ontology annotation, biological process: T cell costimulation; positive regulation of T cell proliferation; negative regulation of T cell proliferation. The record is from RefSeq and is a predicted model, not a curated record.
UCCUCCCGUGACCCUCGUCGAAAAGGCUGUCGAUUUCAUUUAUGAUAUAAUGAUAGCUUUGUCUGAUUUUAAUUCAUGAUGGACAUUCUUACCUGUAUUUUAAGACCACUUCUUAUUAUGUUGGUCGCUGAUGGGUUGAUUGUGCGCGGUCCCUCUGGUCCUCUGGUUGCUCCUCUGGGAUCUUCAGUGGUUUUGCCCUGUUAUGUUGAUGAACUCUUAUCAAUGGAGGAUCUGGAGGUGGAAUGGAGAAGAGCAGGCUCAGAGAUUCUGGUUCAUCUGUAUCAAGAUGGCGAAGGUCCACCAGAGUCCCAGCAUCAGGAUUAUCAUGAUAGAGCUCAUUUCUUUACUGAUCAGAUUCAACAUGGAAACUUCUCCCUCCGUCUAGACAAUUUGAUGCCUGGAGAUGAGGGAAAAUACACCUGUAAAGUUUACAGUCAGAAGGAUUCUGGAGAAACUGUGGUUCAAAUAAAGCAUGAGCGUUUGCUAGUGUAUGGAUCAGAUUGGUCAGUUUCUGUGUCUGUGGGUGAGGACGUCACUCUGAACUGCUCUGUGGACUCUCACAUCACACCUGAACACAUUGAAGAGGUUUCAUGGAAGAAAACAGAUGAAGAUAUUCUGGUUCUGCUCUUCCAAAACAAUGAGACUUUAUCAGAUUCAUCAGAUGAACAAUACAGAGACAGAGCGGAGUUCUUCACUGCAGAAAUCCCCAAAGGAAACUUCUCUCUCAGACUGAAGAGUGUCAGAACUGAGGAUAAAGGAGUUUACAUGUGUCAAGUGUUUGCUGGAGGACUUUCAGCCAAUGCAACUGUUUUACUGGAGCAGCUGGGUUUCUCUUCUCGGCACAUAGCCGUGUUGUUCUUCUGUUUCGCUGCUGGCUCUGGAGCUGUGCUUCUGCUCUUCUCUCUGAUCUACUGCAGAUCAAAUAACACUGUUUCCACAAGCAACAAAAUCAGGAAACUUCAGGUUUCUCUGGUCUUUUGUCCAAACAUCUGUAUGUUCUUGGCCUUCAUCCUCUGGGGCUUUACUGAAGGAUUUCUAUAUGAGACGAUUUGUUGCUGUGCUCUUUAUAUUCUGAGGCCUCUGACAAUGAUUUAUGUUGCACCAUAUUUAGAGAAGAUGUCAGGAAUCUACCUUCGCUCUGAAUUGUUUAUUUUUAUGGUUGUCUAUUUUUCAGUUCUUUUGAGUCGAGCUUGGGGAAAUAUUGGACAUUAUGCAGAGUCUGAAAAAAUAACACUAAUAGCUGUGUUUGUAGUCAUGAUUCUGCUCUUUGUCAUCAACUUCAUUUACUUAUUUACUGAAAUCAAGGAGAUGUCAUGUCGUGGAGAGAUAUGUGAAUGGAUAUGGAAUAAAUUAACAUUUAUAGCUGCAUUCAGCUUUUUCAUUCUGCCUUCAUUACAAUUCACCCUCCUGUUCAUCGCUUUCAGAGCCACUGGAGGAGGGUUUUUGAUCUCCAUCAUUUUCCCGUUCUUAUUUUUUCUGACAUUCACCUGUUUACCAAAAAGCCAAGAUAAAAGCUGUUCAAAUAUGCUCAAUGUAAUAUCGUGGAUGAUGGUCAUGUUUAUCAUGACUGCAGUAAUGAUGUAUUUCUACAUCGAAGCACUGAAAAAUGAAAAAGAUGGAGCAGGAUGGACCUGUACAGCUGUAUUUGUGCAAGUGCUCUGGAUGAUCGGAAUGUACAUUCAUAUUACUGAAGAUCUGGAUCUCACCAUUAAAAAGAUGCUGUUUGUGUUUGGGUCAGUUGGAGUUGUUUUACUGAACUCUGUUACACUGAUGACUGAACUGAUACUGAAAACAGUUAAUGGAGAGCGUGUGGUGGACAUGAGAGUUGUCGUCUUCACCUCUGAAAGUCUCUUUGUGUUUUCUUUGCUGAUUUUACUCUUGUUUCAAUCCUGGAUUUCUGAUAUAAAGCGCCAUCAAUGUUGUCAGGUUAGUAUUAUUGCAAUGAUUAGAGAUUUACAGUCAACCUGAAAUUUAGUUCACGUU